Mugil cephalus (flathead mullet) is the source of this 2661-nucleotide messenger RNA. Its product is annotated as sclerostin domain-containing protein 1-like. Gene Ontology annotation, biological process: negative regulation of Wnt signaling pathway; negative regulation of BMP signaling pathway. The transcript is spliced from 2 exons. NCBI's taxonomy places the organism in Eukaryota, Metazoa, Chordata, Actinopteri, Mugiliformes, Mugilidae. Gene Ontology annotation, molecular function: BMP binding. The coding region runs from base 41 to 670 and encodes 209 amino acids. The record is from RefSeq and is a predicted model, not a curated record.
UUUCAACUGACAGCAGCUCUCAGAUUAGCCAGGAGCCGUCAUGCUUCAUCCUGCCAGAUCAAUCCAGCUCCUUGCGCUCCUUCUUCUGCUGAGCACGAGCAGCCCAGCUGUUCACAAUGAUGCCACAGAGUCCAUCAGUCCCCAGCCGGAGAUGGACACCCAGGAACAGCCGGCUGAAGAAGACGCAAACCAGGCAAGGAACGGUGGAAGAAGACCAGUGGACGCAGGGAACAGUGGCCCAGACCAGAGCCAAGUGGGCUGCAGAGAGUUGAGGUCCACAAAGUACAUCUCUGAUGGGCAGUGCACCAGCGUGAACCCCAUCAAGGAGCUGGUCUGUGCUGGGGAGUGUCUUCCAGCCCACUUGCUGCCAAAUUGGAUUGGCAGUAGCGGUUACACUGGGAGGUACUGGAGCCGCCGGGACGCCCAAGAGUGGCGCUGUGUCAUCGACCGAACCAGGACCCAGCGAAUCCGACUGCAGUGCCACGAUGGGAGCUCCAGGACCUACAAGAUAACCGUGGUGACCUCGUGCAAAUGCAAGCGCUACACAAGGCAGCAGAAUGACUCAGGACACAAGGACACAUCUACCCACAGCAGCAAACAACAGAAGAAAAGCCAGGUGAAGCCUGGGCUCCAGGAGGUGACAGCCAGCAGCAGGCAGCCUGAAAACUAAAACCCACGUAAUCCAGCAGCAGUUACAAAGAGAAACUCCAAACAGCCACUCCCGUCUUCAUCAGGACUUUGGAUAUGGAUGGAUUCAUUUUAAAUGUGCAAACAGUAACCGGAUAUUUAAGGGCCAGGCUAGAUGAGAAAUGAGAGAAAGUAGAUUAUAGUUAUUGUCACACACACACAUAAAAAAAAGUGAGUAAAAUUGAGUCUAUAGCCAAAAUCCGGCAUUUGGAUUAAUAUAAUCUGGUCUACUUCAGAGAGUGAGCCAUUCAGAUGGAAACCACUCUCCUGUGAAUGAUCAUCAACAAGACUCACGUUAACAUGUUUUAUUUCAUUUGUUCAGCUGAAGCAACAAUUCAUGUGUACACGGUAGAACUGUUUAUUGAUGAGAAACCUAUCCAUUCAGCACUGCGGAUACGGUCAGUGACCACAGAUCUGACUUUGGUUUCUGUACAGGAACAAUAGCUUCAAACGAAACCAAACUAACUCCGAUGUGAUGACAAAACCCGGUGCACGGUGUGGUGCACAGUCACUGCACCUGGCUGUUAGUCGAGAAAUACCGCAGCAGCAUCCAGCAAAAUGUAAGACCUCUUAUUCUGUAGGGAAGAAUGGGAAAGUAGAUUUUGUGUUAUUACUUUACACUUAGUCAAACCUUAAGCAUGGUAGAAAACACCAGUGAGUCAUACCAUCACUGGUUGGAUAAUGUUCACAGGAAAUGUUCUGUUGUUUUUUUUAUUAUUAUUAUUUUCGAGGAAACAAAGUGCUUCGCUGGGUCACAGGGAGGUGAUUGGAGCAAGUGACGAGUGUACAAAGCACUGAAGUUUGAUUAGCGUCACUACAACGUAGUACGAUCGGGCAUUAUUUUGUAGCAUCGGAUGUUUUGGUGGAAAAUAAAUGAAAAUAUGACCUAAUUAAACAGAUUGCCAGUGAAGAUUUUACUGAUGCGAUCAAAUCUCCUCAUGAGUUAAUUAAUGUCCUCAUUACGUUAGCGAAAAUCGUAAACCGCAUAUCAUUCAAAAUGCCUCUAAUGAUUUGCUCUCACGCGUUUGGUCUAAAACCUCCAAAAGAUGUGACGGGUUCCAUCAGAGCGUGCAUGUCACUUGACACCCGCCAAAACACACAAGAACACGUUGUAGUUACACACAGCUGUCUGUCAAUAUGAGGGCUUGGUUUGCUUCAGAAAGGUCUUUGGGUUCAUUGUGUCACGCUUACCAGCUUGUUUUGACAUAGAGCAACUUAAUGUAAAAAAAUUAUGAUCUAUUACAUAGUAAAUGUUCCACCGAUGCAUUGGAUGCGUGAUUUAUAAACAUUUCUAAUGUGAAGUUAGAUUUAUAUAUUAUAGAGUGAUAUCCAAAUAGCCUAUAGUAUGAAUGUAAUGUACAAUGUGUGGGUAAAGUAGGGGUUUUAAGAGUGUAUAGUAUGCAAUUUAUUUUUCUACUUAAACGUUCUUUUUUUUAAUGAUUUUUUUUUGUCAUUGUCAGAAAUAAUGAGAAUUGUUUACAAGUCUGUGGUCUGACAUGAGGCUGCAGGCAUGUCAGACAGCCUCACUACAAACAGGAACUCCCUAACAACAGACGCAUUAGUCAGUGAUGAAACUCUAUUUUCAACAGCUGCCAUACUUUGUUUUAUUGUGAAGGGGAUACCUUCACCUCCAGGCUACUGGGGCUUGUUCCAGCUGCGGCAACAUGCUUUAUUGUCUCAUGUAUCCAUUCAUUUUUUUCUUCUCUCCCCCCUCUGAGAACUGUGGGCAAAGAUAGGAAGAAAAGAAUCACCUGCACUGGAUGAUAACAGGAUGUUUGACUUGUGUUACCUGCAGAGUGAAAAGGAUUGAUGUCCUUUUGUUGGUUUAUAUCCUGUUGUAAUAGUGACUGGGCUUCAGAACAAGAUAAAGUCUAGGAAUGUUGAUUAGAAGGUAGAAAGAAAACUUUUUUCAGACAACCUCUGAGUGGGACUUGUAUAGUUGUAGCAGAAACUGACUAAGGUGGAAAUAAAUAU